This is a messenger RNA of Phytophthora sojae, 891 nucleotides long. RefSeq lists its product as hypothetical. Lineage: Eukaryota; Oomycota; Peronosporomycetes; Peronosporales; Peronosporaceae. The transcript has a single exon. The record is from RefSeq and is a predicted model, not a curated record. Bases 1 to 891 code for a protein of 296 amino acids.
AUGCCCCCAAGUCUCCUUUCAAGCGUCGCUGCUGUUGCUUUCGCCACUGCCCUGGUGGCGGCUCCCACUGCUGCUGCCGGCAAAAACAGCACCGCUGCCCACGCUCCGUUCGGAACCAUCAAGUCCAAGCCUGGUGAGUGCGUCGUCGGCGACCCGAACACCUACAUCAGCCCCAAGGACCUCCAGUGGAUUUGGGACAACCGCAUGAAGUCGGACGUGGAGUCCUUGGACAACUGGGCCAUGGACCACAUCGUGGCCAACAAGGGCACGCUCAACUAUUGCGUCCGUUGGGACAGCCAGACCAUCUCGCUCACCAAGGAGAACGCGAAGAAAAUCGAGACGAUGCUGAACCGUCAGUACGCCGCGUGGAACCACUGGCUCAUCGGCUACGACUGCUGGCCGUACGACGAGAUCAAGGUCAACAUCGUUGGCUGGGCUGGUCGCAAAGCGUCCGACUUCGAGUGGUCGGACGACUCGCUGGGCAAGAUCUACAUCGGCGACCUCGACCAAAACGGAGUCCCGCAGUGCCCGCAGAACUGCUACCGCACGCCGGACGGGUCUGGUGGCUGGUCAGAGUCCAGCGGCUGUGAAGGCGAGCCGUUCGACAUCUCGGUGUGGCCCACGGAGGGUAUGACGAGUGGGCUGGGCAAAUACGACUUCCAGCAGUACGGCCUCGAAAUUGUGCUGGAGCACAUGGAGGAAGAGCAGUUUUACUUCGCCAUCCACGAAACCGGCCACAGCUUCGGACUGCCAAACUUCUACGAGAUGCCCCAGCCGCCCAACUUCAAGCCCUGCGUCAUGUGGGCGCUGUCGUCGAUGACGAUGAAGGACACGGACGGCUGGAUGAUUCGCCGCGUGCUCGAGAACAAGAAGCACAAGUACGACUUCUAA